Messenger RNA from Brassica rapa (field mustard), 1774 nucleotides. RefSeq names its product serine carboxypeptidase-like 48. Gene Ontology annotation, cellular component: vacuole. Gene Ontology annotation, molecular function: serine-type carboxypeptidase activity. Gene Ontology annotation, biological process: proteolysis. NCBI's taxonomy places the organism in Eukaryota, Viridiplantae, Streptophyta, Magnoliopsida, Brassicales, Brassicaceae. The record is from RefSeq and is a predicted model, not a curated record.
ACAUUCAUCUCUUCGAUCCCAUAACCCAACUCUCUCACACAACAACAUAAACUCCAAAUACAAAAAAAAAUGGACUCGAGAACAUCAUUUCUCACAUUGUUCCUCUGUAUAUUCCUUUUCUCUCAUUUCACCCCCUCAAAUUCCAAACCUGUCACAAACGACCCUUUAUCAUUCUCUUCGUCGGCGAGUUUGCCCACUCUUACGGCGGAGAGGUUAAUCAAAGGUUUCAACUUGAUGCCUACCCGUGAUGUCAAUGUCAUCCCUGAAGACGGUUCUGAGGCUCCGAGACUCGUCGAGAGAAACUUUGAUUUACCGGCGACCAUUGACCGUCGUGACUCCGGCGGUUCUCCUUCGCUUCAGGAUUUUGGUCACCAUGCUGGUUACUACAAACUUCCUAAUUCAAAAGCAGCCAGGAUGUUCUAUUUCUUCUUCGAGUCAAGAAGCAACAAAGCAGACCCUGUGGUGAUUUGGCUAACCGGUGGACCCGGUUGCAGUAGCGAACUGGCUCUGUUCUAUGAGAACGGACCGUUCACCGUCUCCAACAACUCAUCUCUUGCUUGGAACGAUUUCGGUUGGGACAAGGCAUCAAAUCUAAUCUACGUGGACCAACCGGUAGGGACUGGUUUUAGUUACACAUCGGACGAAAGUGAUCUCCGACAUGAUGAGGAUGGUGUCAGUAAUGACCUUUACGACUUCUUACAAGCAUUUUUCAAAGAACAUCCACAGUUCGUGAAGAAUGAUUUUUACAUUACUGGUGAAUCCUACGCCGGACAUUACAUUCCGGCAUUGGCUUCAAGAGUUCACCGUGGAAACAAGAACAAGGAAGGAACUCACAUCAACCUUAAGGGCUUUGCGAUUGGUAAUGGUUUGACCAACCCAGAGAUCCAAUAUGCUGCAUACGCGGAUUACGCGCUAGACAUGAAGUUGAUCUCACAAUCUGAUCACGAUAACCUCAACCGUGAUUACGAAACUUGCCAACAAUCCAUCAAAGAAUGCAGCGCUGAUGGAGGUGGUGAAGCUUGUGCGUCUUCUUACAUUGUCUGCAACAACAUAUUCCAAAAGAUCAUGAAUAUCGCUGGAAACGUAAACUAUUACGACGUGAGGAAACAAUGUAAAGGAAGCUUAUGCUAUGAUUUCUCGAACAUGGAGAAGUUCUUGAACCAGAAAUCCGUUCGCACGGCAUUAGGUGUUGGAGAUAUCGAGUUUGUGUCUUGCAGUACUGCCGUCUAUGAUGCAAUGCAGCUGGAUUGGAUGCGAAAUCUUGAGGUCGGGAUUCCCGCUCUCCUCGAAGAUGGAAUCAAGAUGCUUAUCUAUGCUGGAGAAUACGAUCUCAUCUGCAAUUGGCUUGGAAACUCGAAAUGGGUUCACGAGAUGGAAUGGUCGGGCCGAAAGGAGUUUGUAGCAGCUGCAACUGUUCCAUUCAAUGUAGAUAAUAGAGAAGCCGGUUUAAUGAAGAACCACGGUUCACUCACUUUCCUCAAGGUCCACGAUGCUGGACACAUGGUUCCAAUGGAUCAGCCAAAAGCGGCAUUGCAAAUGCUUAAGGAUUGGAUGCAAGGAAAGCUCGGUACACCCACCGGUCGGACCGCUCGCCAGUGAUUUCAUUUCUUCUCAACAGCAGUGAUUCUAAAUACCAAGCCGAUUGUACUGUUAUUAUGCAUCUAGAUCAUCAUUUUUUAACUUAUAAUAUUACUUGUGAAUUAUUUCGACAGGAAACUUCAUUGUUAUAAACGUGAAAAGAAAACUAAAGUUGUUAUCUUGAACACACUCUUUA